Maylandia zebra (zebra mbuna) is the source of this 1418-nucleotide messenger RNA. RefSeq names its product arginine/serine-rich protein 1 (gene rsrp1). The record is from RefSeq and is a predicted model, not a curated record. NCBI's taxonomy places the organism in Eukaryota, Metazoa, Chordata, Actinopteri, Cichliformes, Cichlidae.
UUAGAGUGACGACGGUGGAAGAGUGAACUUCGAGGAAGACGCUACGGUCGCUUUUUUCUGAGCUAAUUGGCUACAAACCAACAAAUUCGAGCAUUUUGAGUUUCUCUGACAGCUUUUCGUCUUUUGAUAUACUUCUGGGGGGCAACAAUUUGCCACAGCGUUUGCCCUUUGAAUCGACUUCAACAGAAAGAAGACCUUCUAGUUACAGUCGAACUGGUUUUCUUUUCUCUUUCCAGCCUUUGACAGAAGACCAGAUAAUGGCCAACGGAACAGGCUCUCAUUCCGAAAUGGCCCGUGCUCGCCAGAGCGAUGGCCUCAAUGUGAUCUUUGACCAGAAAAGCCCCAGGUCAUCCCGAUCCUAUUCCAUAUCCCGCUCUGUGUCCAGGAGCAGCUAUGACAGCAGCCACUCCUCAGGCUCUUACAGAGGGCGCGACAGACGCAGACGCUAUUACAGAUCAUCAUCUUCAUCGUCCUCAUCUUCUUCCAGGAGCAGGUCUUCUCGCUCCAGGUCACGCUCCUACCCCCGCUGCCACAGACGCUCCUCUCGCUGUCGAUGUGACGACCACAGCAGACGCAGCAGAGUUCGUUCUAGUCAUUCCCCACCCCGCUGUUACAGGGCCCACACUCGCUCAUUCAGCCGCUCGCCAGCCAGAUGCUCGCAUCGCAGACGGUACAGGUCUCCCUCCAGGUCCCGCUCAAUUUCCCGAUCCAGGUCAUCCUUCCGCAGGUCCAGGGGCCGCGUGAGCCAGUAUCGAUGCAGAUUUUCACAAUCCUCAUCCAGGAGCCGAUCCCGAUCUGUUGGACGUUCUGUCAGCCUCAGUCUGUGUGAUAAAAGGGAACUCCUCGAAGCUGCAAAGGCAAACGCCAUGAAGAUUCUGGGAGUGGAGAAACUGGAACUUCCUGAGAGUGUGAAACCAAUCCUGUCAGAACCCGAGCGUGAGCCAGAGAAAAGGGUGAGACACGGCUCCGAAAAGACCGCAGCACAGGGCACACAGGAGGAGCCUGAUGACGUCUCCAGCCCAAGGUCGUCCCAGAAAGGAAAAAUUGCUUUCAGCAUUAACAACUCUGUUGCUAAGCCAACAGCUGCAGCUCCUCCUACAGCAAAGGUAACUCCCCGAGUGGACAGCGUAGAGCGUAGGAAGCCCUACGGCCAGUGGAUCCCAGUCAGAUCAGGCCAAUCCUCGAGUGCACGCAAACAUACCUAAACCCACACUUGCGGGGCAGAGCACAUGGACACUGUACAUGCUGUAUAUACUGUACAUAUGAGAUGUUCACACAUCGGUGUUUUCUUGCAGAUGUUAAAGAUUUGUGGGAAGAAGUGAAGAAUCGUUCAGGUGGGAUUAUUAUUAUUUAUUUUUUUUGUUUCCUUGUGUUUUUUUGUGAUGUUUAUAAACUCAAUAAAGUUAUUUCACAUAAUA